Messenger RNA from Moneuplotes crassus, 1127 nucleotides. NCBI's taxonomy places the organism in Eukaryota, Ciliophora, Spirotrichea, Euplotida, Euplotidae. The record is from the annotation of a GenBank genome assembly.
AUUGAUGAGCUUCAACACGUAUAAAGAAGACCAUCCUACAUUCUCUUCGAGCAACUCAUUCACAAAACCAAGCUACACAAAUAGUGUUGAUCAAUUUAAUGAAAUCAAGAGUUUGAUAAAGAAAAUACAUAGAAAAGAAGCAAACAAAGAAGGCGAUAUAUACUUCAGUCAAACUGCUAAUUCCUUUAUUUCUCUUGAGCCACCCUCAGUUUUAGGAAUUAGCCAGAAUAACCGAAAUCGCCAUACAGUUCUGGAGAAAGAAGAUGCUGAUGUACCUGAGUUUUAUUUCUCUCUAACCAAAACUCCUUCACCAAAGAAGAGACUUAUGACAGAGAAAAGGAGAAUUCGUAAAAAUGAAAAAUACACAAAAUUGCCAUAUACACGAAGAGAGAAGUUCAAGCCAAAUCCACGAUACAAAAUUAACCUACCUGAUUUGAAUAAAUAAGGCUAUGACAAGUAGGAAACAGAACGGCCAGAUGAUAGUGCCACAGAAAUUAGAGAGAACCCAAGUUGUCUACGAAACUCCUAAAUAAAUUCAGAAGUCACUUGAUAGAUAAUCAUUGUACCGACCUGGCUGACUAUAAGGAGGAAGUGCCCAUUCCUAUGAACAAUAUUAACAAUACCAUUAAGUCUAAGAACAUUCAGGAGAAGGAUAUUGAGAUGAUAAAGAUUGAUCCAAAAUCAGCAGAUACUUCGCUAGCCUACAGCUCAAGCCAGGCGAGUGAUAUAGAAUUUAUACCACCGCCUGAAGUUAAAAAUGAUAAAUAUGAAGAUGCUUUUAGAGGGAAGCAAAUGGGUCCACAUAGUAAAUCAUUUGUGUCUUUCAAUUCUCCUGAAGUAAAGGCUGCAAUGAGUCGUAAAAAUCAACUUGUAAACCCUGAUAAAGUUAAAUAUACUAAUACCAAAUCUAAGAGGUUUGAUUACAAACUUGACCAUCAAGAGGUCAGCAACGAAGUAGGGCCAAGGACAACUAAUAAAAAGCUACUAAAAAAGCCUAAGAGUCGUAUAAUGUUGCCUAAAAGGGUAGAAACUUAUGAAGACGUUAUUAAGCGGUUGUAUGACUCAAAAUCUCCAAGUAACGGUUAAUGCAGAUUCUCAACUCAUGCAUAAAGAUUUUUCAACCUGUA